UUAUUUACGCACCAAAAUUUUAAAGAAAUUGAAGAUUAUUAUUAAGUAAACGCCGUAAAAUAGUCACGGAUGACGGAAGGCAGAGGAAGAUAAUAUAUUGACAAUAAAUAAUUGAAAUGGAGGAAUUAAAAACUAGCAACACUCUUGAUACUACAGAAAAUAUAUCUAAUUAUACCAGCAGCAGUUAUUUUAUGUAUGAGAUGGAUACUUUAAAUCCAAAACCUUCAUAUUCGAAAGAAUUAAUAAAUUGUGAUUUAAAAAAUAACCAUGAUCAUGGUAUCAAACCCUAUAAUAUCAAGUAUGAAGAAGAAAUGGAAAACAAUACAAUAAUGCCUUUGCCACAGCUACCACAUCUAAACUAUCAUUCCGACUAUGAAAAAUAUAACAAUAACUGCAUGCUUACUAAUUUAAAUGACUUUGGUCUCAGAUAUUUUAAUAUAAAUACUGAUGAUGAAACUGUUGAAGAAUACCCUCAUAAUGACAAUCACACAGAUUCUAGUAUUAAUGACAUUGAGGAAAUUUUUAAGCGCCUUUCACAAGAGUUUGAUGAAGGAAACAGCAAAGAAGCAGAAGUAGAUGACAGUGUUAAUGUACUAAAUGAAAAUAUUGAUAUUUUAAAUUUAGAUGGAUUACAGAAGCAUGUUAAUAAAACAUGUUAUAGUCAAGGCAGUGCAGUGGAUAGUUACCAAAAUGUAUUUCAACAAAAUAUUAGCUAUGAAGAACAUGAACAUUUGGAAGAAUGCAAUAAUAGACCAAAAUAUUGUGAUGAAUACCUGGAGCUUUUUCAGGAUAAUAUAGAACAAGUUUUAAAAUGCAAUUUAAUUACAAGAGUCUGUGGUACACACACCGUAAAUGAAAUACCAACUGAUAGGGAAAAUAUUUUAAUUAAUGAUAAUAAAUUUCCUGAUCUUCAUAAUGUUAUAAAAUAUGAUCAUGAUAUUUUAGUCAAUUUAGAAAGCAAAAAUUGUUUACUAGUUAAUGAUAAAGAAAUUAUUGAGAGUGCCAGUAACCAUAGUGAAACAAAAUCUGACAACACUGAUGCAUGCAGUUACCAUUCUUCUGAUUUUGAAUUUAUAGAUGAAGAAGAGGCUAAGAAAGAAUGUAAGCUUAAUAUGGGGCCGAUUAUUGACAAAGUUAAAAAUGUAGCAAACAAAACCAAAGACUUUGAUGGUAAUUAUACAAUUAAUGAUUACUUUUCCAAGCCUUAUCAAGCUAAUGAUAAUUCUAUUCCAUCAGGAAAUGAUUAUCACAAUCUAUUUUUAAUACAAAAUAUUCCUUUUUCUUGUUUGAAUAUUGAAAAUAAAGCACUUUCUUCCAUUAAGGGUAUGGAAGUGUCUUCAGGUAAUAAUACUGAUUUGAAAUAUUUAUUCAAAGGAGAUCCUAAAUAUAUAAAAGAAGCAGAAAAAACCGCCCAAAUCAUACUUUCAAUGUACCCUACUGAAAAUAAAACAGCACACAACCUGAGAAGUUAAUAAGUAAUUAAGACUGACUUGAAGGCGUAGCUUGAAGGGAUGUUUAAAAAAAAUAAUAAUGCACUCAAUAACUUUUACCAUUUAGGUUUCUAAUAAAACUUACUUUUUA
Molecule: messenger RNA, 1581 nt
Organism: Aricia agestis (brown argus)
Lineage: Eukaryota; Metazoa; Arthropoda; Insecta; Lepidoptera; Lycaenidae
Product: reticulocyte-binding protein PFD0110w-like
Exons: 3
Coding region: 117-1472 (451 amino acids)
Source: RefSeq, a predicted model, not a curated record